AUGUUAACGACUAUAUCUCCAAAUGCGGCUCUCCUAGAAGAAACAAAUGUUCUUAAAGAGACGGCUGCAAAAGAGGAAGUUGAGGAACCCGCGCCACCGGCCGUCACACCGGAAGAGAAGGCGGAGAAAGAAGAGAGUGUUGAAGUCGAAACUGUUGCCGAACCGCCCCAUUCCGAAGCGGCUGUUUCGAAUGAAAAGGUUGAACCAACCGAGGAAGAGGAAGAGGUAGAAGAAGAAGAAGAGGAGGUUAUGAUCUUGACCGAUGAGUCAGAGGCAGAGGAAGAACCCGAAGCAGUUGCAGAGGUAGCGAAAGAAGAAAGCGACAGUCCCGACGAGUCAUCGGCCCCCGAAGCCGAUGCUCCGGCAGCAGAGGAGGCAAAGGAAGAAGAUGAGAAGAAGGAAGCCCCCGCGGAGAAGACAGUAAGGUAA
This is a messenger RNA of Cucurbita pepo subsp. pepo (vegetable marrow), 429 nucleotides long. RefSeq lists its product as uncharacterized. NCBI's taxonomy places the organism in Eukaryota, Viridiplantae, Streptophyta, Magnoliopsida, Cucurbitales, Cucurbitaceae. The record is from RefSeq and is a predicted model, not a curated record.